This is a messenger RNA of Ixodes scapularis (black-legged tick), 720 nucleotides long. RefSeq lists its product as uncharacterized. The record is from RefSeq and is a predicted model, not a curated record. NCBI's taxonomy places the organism in Eukaryota, Metazoa, Arthropoda, Arachnida, Ixodida, Ixodidae. The transcript has 3 exons. The coding region runs from base 1 to 720 and encodes 239 amino acids.
AUGCCCAGUGCAGCAGCGAUGCAAAUUCUGGAGUUUACAAUCCCGCCCCCUUCUCUGAGCUACACAAUGUACGCCCAAAAACUGGGGGAAAGUAAAGCGCGAUCCUUUGGACUCUACCUCAGGAAGACCAUCCCUCACCCCGCCGUCCACCAGGUAUUUGGAUUCAACUCUGCCAGCUGGACUGCCAACUACAGAGUCAUGCAGAUAGCACGCAGUGAGCUCUCGCAGGAAAUCCUUGUCAUGCAGAGGUCACUUCCCGGUCUAAUGACGGGCAUCUUCGGUGCCUGCUUUACAGUUCACCCUUCGUACAUAAUUCUAACCAAGUCAGGACAAGACCUCCUGAAUUCAUCUUGGAAGUUCGUAAUUGCGACUGCAUCCACAGAAAAACGAGCGAACCAGUGUCCCAAGCUUCAGCCUCCGCUAAAUCUCUCGGGCUCGAAACUAUCACCGGAAGCCGAGGCGCUGCUCUCAAAGGGACCCAAAUUCGCUCCCCCUGUCACACCGUCAAGAGUGGAUCAGCUCGCAGCGGUACACCAGAUCGCGUCGAGAAUUCCGGAGCCUGCCCGACAAGAGUUCCUCGGUGUUGGUUCCCGUUUGGUGUGCAUGUAUGGAGCAGCCCACCCAACCAAACCAGAAUUCCCCCAAGUGGUGAAUGAACUCAGGGGGUCUGACGUGAGGCUUUUGGAGGCAGACAAGACAGGAGUGUUUGUGUUCCCAUGA